AUGGCGGUACCCUUGCUCUCGAAGAGGAUCGUGAAGAAGCGCGUGAAGAAGUUCAAGCGCCCUCAAAGCGAUCGCAAGAUCUCCGUCAAGCCAAGCUGGCGCAGACCCAAGGGUAUUGACUCUCGUGUCAGGAGGAAGUUCAAAGGAUGCACUUUGAUGCCCAACAUUGGUUAUGGUUCAGAUAAGAGAACUCGCCAUUAUCUUCCAAAUGGUUUCAAGAAAUUUGUUGUGCAUAAUGUGAAAGACCUUGAGCUUCUCAUGAUGCAUAACAGGACAUACUGUGCUGAGAUUGCCCACAAUGUAUCCACGAGGAAGAGAAAGGACAUUGUUGAGAGAGCUGCACAGCUUGAUGUAGUUGUGACAAACAAAACCGCCAGACUACGGAGCCAGGAAGAUGAAUAG
Sphenostylis stenocarpa is the source of this 402-nucleotide messenger RNA. Lineage: Eukaryota; Viridiplantae; Streptophyta; Magnoliopsida; Fabales; Fabaceae. The record is from the annotation of a GenBank genome assembly.